This is a messenger RNA of Penicillium verhagenii, 312 nucleotides long. RefSeq lists its product as uncharacterized. Gene Ontology annotation, biological process: vacuole fusion, non-autophagic. Lineage: Eukaryota; Fungi; Ascomycota; Eurotiomycetes; Eurotiales; Aspergillaceae. The record is from RefSeq and is a predicted model, not a curated record. The transcript has 4 exons. Bases 1 to 312 code for a protein of 103 amino acids. Gene Ontology annotation, molecular function: endopeptidase inhibitor activity.
AUGAAGCUCUUUUCAAUCGCCUUCAUGGCUUUGCUACCUCUGGCGCUGGCCGCCAAGUCGCUCAAGUCCGUUAUCGUCACUUUCCCAAAGGGAACUCCCUCCAAUGUCAUUGCUGAUGCAAAAAAUGCACUGGUAGCCUCGGGUGGCAUCAUCACUCAUGAGUACACUCUGAUCAAUGGGUUCGCCGCAGAGGCUCCUGUGAAUGCUCUUCAGACACUUUCCACAGAGUCUACCGAGUAUAAGCCGAUCAUCGAGGAGGACAAAAUAGUAACCGCGAACGGGGAAUUCGAGGGCCAGGAACAUGAGUUCUAA